CUCCGCUCCCAGCGCCCGGCCUCCUGUGGGGCCCCUCAGCCCCAGGGGCCCGCCUGCUGUCAGGGCUCCCAUGCAGCCGGCUGUGGGUGCGCGUGUUCAGGGUGUCUGUUCUUGGGGCGCACCCGGAGUGCAGGGCAGGCCGAGCCCAGUGCAGCCGCAGGAACAGCUGCAGCUGCCUGGCACUGCACAGGCUUCAUUUCUGGGUGGCUUUGCCAUCUUUGCCCUGGUUUAUUUUUGGACCCCAACUUCUGACCCACAUUUGGAGCCAGCUGGUGGCCUCACGCAUGCCUGCCCCGGUACCUGACCAGAGGCUCUCCAGGAGUGGGCUUGCCACUGCAGGCCUGGGGUGGACCUCUGCACCCCGCUGGCCAGUCCCGGGGCGGAGCCAGGUGCUGCGGAGGCAGGUUUCUCUACUCGGAUGAGGUUCAGAUCGGGCCCGAGACGGUCAUGACCACCCUGUACACGGCCAAGAAGUACGCGGUGCCGGCGCUGGAGGCCCACUGCGUGGAGUUCCUGAAGAAGAACCUCCGCGCGGACAACGCCUUCAUGCUGCUCACGCAGGCACGACUCUUCGACGAGCCACAGCUGGCCAGCCUGUGCCUCGAGAACAUCGACAAGAACACGGCGGACGCCAUCACUGCCGAGGGCUUCACGGACAUCGACCUGGACACGCUGGUGGCCGUCCUGGAGCGGGACACGCUGGGCAUUCGCGAGGUGCGGCUGUUCAACGCUGUCGUCCGCUGGUCCGAGGCCGAGUGUCAACGGCAGCAGCUGCAGGUGACGCCUGAGAACAAGCGCAAGGUGCUGGGCAAGGCGCUCACCCUCAUCCGCUUCCCACUGAUGACCAUCGAGGAAUUCGCCGCAGGCCCCGCGCAGUCGGGCAUCCUCGUGGACCGGGAGGUGGUCAGCCUGUUCCUGCACUUCACCGUCAACCCCAAGCCGCGCGUGGACUUCAUCGACCGGCCGCGCUGCUGCCUGCGGGGGAAGGAGUGCUGCGUGGGCCGCUUCCAGCAGGUGGAGAGCCGCUGGGGCUACAGCGGCACCAGCGACCGCAUCAGGUUCUCCGUGAACAAGCGCAUCUUCGUGGUUGGCUUCGGGCUCUACGGCUCCAUCCACGGGCCCACGGACUACCAAGUGAACAUCCAGAUCAUCCACACGGACAGCAACACCGUGCUGGGCCAGAAUGACACGGGCUUCAGCUGCGACGGCUCCGCCAGCACCUUCCGGGUCAUGUUCAAGGAGCCGGUGGAGGUGCUGCCCAACGUCAACUACACGGCCUGCGCCACGCUCAAGGGCCCAGACUCGCACUAUGGCACCAAGGGCCUGCGCAAGGUCACCCAUGAGUCGCCCACGACGGGGGCCAAGACGUGCUUCACCUUCUGCUACGCGGCCGGGAACAACAACGGCACGUCGGUGGAGGACGGGCAGAUCCCCGAGGUCAUCUUCUACACCUAGGCCGCCCGCCCUCAGCAGGCCCGGGCCCGCUGUCCACCCAGCUGUGUGUCUGGGCGGCAGGCGAGGCCUGCGCUCUGGCGGCGGCAGGGUGAGAGACAAUCCCUCAGGACUGGGGUGGGGCUGGCCUGACCCGGCCCACGCUGGCGUCUGCCUGGCCAAGAUGUGGGGGGUCCCAGCCACCCUGUCCCGCAGCCCAGGCCGCCUGCCUGCCUGGACGUAGGGUCUGUCGUUUUGUCUCUUUCGUUUUGUUAACUGCACACGGCAAUGCAUCUGGUUUCCAUUUCUCUGGCCGGAGGGGGGGGGAUGUGCGUCUGGCGGGUCCUGGGUUCCUUUUGUUCUAGUCACUGGGGUGACCAGGCCUGCCACGUGCCCAAGGCCCACAACCCCAGCCUUCGGGACCCUGGCUGGACUCUGGGGAGCAGGACACAGGAGGGGCCGAGGCCCAGUGGAGGCUCUGUUGGUCCAGUGAAGGGUGAUGCCCCGACCCCCAGCCUCUCUGGACAGGUCUGUUCCAGCCCUUGCAGCCCAGGGCACGGCCUCAGGCCUGGUCUGGUAUGCGAUGGGCUGGCCACAGUGGCCAGUCCCCACCGCACCCCUGUACAUACUGUAGCCCACUUCCCUGCCCCGUGAGUGCUGUCCAGAGAUGCUGGAGGGUACACACACCCUCCCCUCCCCUCCCCCGGCACUGUCUGCGCCCCACCCGUGAUUCCUUCUGGAACCUGUGCCCUCCCCGAAGCCAUGGAAGGUGUGCCACCCUCACACCACACCCCAAAAUGAUUUUUUUAAUAAAGGACAGAAAAAGGCA
Messenger RNA from Condylura cristata (star-nosed mole), 2260 nucleotides. It is a transcript of the gene BTBD2, whose product is annotated as BTB (POZ) domain containing 2. The record is from RefSeq and is a predicted model, not a curated record. Gene Ontology annotation, biological process: neurogenesis. The transcript has 8 exons. Gene Ontology annotation, cellular component: P-body; cytosol. The coding region runs from base 448 to 1455 and encodes 335 amino acids. Lineage: Eukaryota; Metazoa; Chordata; Mammalia; Eulipotyphla; Talpidae. Gene Ontology annotation, molecular function: protein binding.